This is a messenger RNA of Tachysurus vachellii, 1630 nucleotides long. It is a transcript of the gene pudp, whose product is annotated as pseudouridine 5'-phosphatase. Gene Ontology annotation, molecular function: phosphatase activity. Bases 45 to 797 code for a protein of 250 amino acids. The transcript has 4 exons. The record is from RefSeq and is a predicted model, not a curated record. Lineage: Eukaryota; Metazoa; Chordata; Actinopteri; Siluriformes; Bagridae.
UGGCCAACACAUUUUCGGUACAAUGGAUCUCGCGCGCAUUUCCUAUGAGCUUGUAUACGAUUAGAACCGCUUCUACGUUUUUGUGCGUGAAAAACAAAGUUUACUGCUUUACAAUGGCAUCUUAUAAACCGGUCUCGCAUGUGCUUUUCGACAUGGACGGGUUGUUGUUAGAUACAGAGAGGUUGUACACGCUGUCGUUCCAGGAGAUCUGUGAUCGGUUUGGGAAAUUAUACACCUGGGAGAUCAAGUCCACCGUGAUGGGAAAGAAGUCACUGGAUGCAGCCAGGAUCAUCCGAGACGCUCUGGAGCUGCCCAUGACGAGCGAGGAGUUGCUGGAAGAGAGCAGAGCAAUUCAGGAACGUCUUUUCCCCUCUGCUUCCCUGAUGCCAGGUGUGGAGAAGCUGAUCACACAUCUCCACAAGCACAAAAUCCCCAUCGCCGUGGCCACCAGCUCCGCCGGUGUGACCUUCGAGAUGAAGACAAGCCGCCAUAAAGACUUCUUCAGCUUGUUCAGUCAUGUCGUUCUUGGAGAUGACCCAGAAGUGAAAAACGGGAAGCCUCAGCCCGACUCCUUCCUGGUGUGCGCGAGCAGGUUUGACCCCCCAGCUAAUCCAGAACAGUGUCUGGUUUUCGAAGACGCACCAAACGGAGUGAAAGCAGGCUUGGCUGCUGGCAUGCAAGUGGUCAUGAUUCCCGAUCUGAACCUGGACCGCAGACUUACGCAGGAGGCCAUGCUGGUGCUUGAAAGCAUGGAGGACUUCAGACCUGAGCUCUUCGGCCUUCCUGCUUACGAUUAAACCCUGAUUCACACCACAGUUUUCCUUUAAUCAUCAAUCAGUCAAUCUAAAAUGAUAUUAAAUUAAAGCUCAGUUCUUAUGAGCCACAGCGAAAAGUAAUUAAUACCGAAUUUAUGCCCAUAUAAGGCUUGAUAUGUUUUACUUGGAAAUGUUUUAAGGGAUGAACCAAAAAGAAGAGACACUACAAUGUGUGCUUCAGUCUUUUAAUCAAUAUAAAGAAAAAGAAAACAGCGCUGUGUUUGUCUGUCAUGGUUCAGUGUUCUAGCUCGGCCACGAUCGUGAAGCUCUGCAGGAUAUUGAAUUGAUCGCAAGCUUAAUCUGAUUGGUGCAGCUCAGUGAGCCAAUCACAAGCCACGAUCUCUCAGCACACCCAUUAUGCAAUCUCAAGCGCCGACGGCUCGAACAGCACCCAAACCGAUUUUGAUUACGCCGCUCAAUUAGGCGCAAUCAAGCCAUUAGGCCACACGUUUUUUUCUUGCAUCGACGUUUUCCUUGCAAACCCCCCCCCCAUUUUUUUAGAUAAAUUAGUCACACUAAUGGUUUACUUCUAUAUUUAACACACCAGUGAUAUGGUGUCCAACGGCAGUGUAAAAUCCUCGAUUAUCACACUAUUAACCUCGUUUCCUUUUUUAGCGCUUAAUUUUGUUUUCGUUGUGUCAGGUAAAGUGCUAACAAGGCAGUCCUUAUUUUUUAUCUGUGCCUUUUUUUUUUCUCUUAAAAUGCUUUUCCACCUAUUCGACACACAGCCACAAACCCAGAGGGUUUUAUUAAAAUGCCAAAGACAUUUUAAAGUUCCAUGCAGCGUAAUCCAAUAAAAAAAGGAUCUGAGCGAG